AUGCCUGCUGUUCCUGCUAAUGUGGACAUUGGUGUUGCUGUUAAUCCCGGUGUUAUUGGUGGCGGUGGUGGUGAUGCAAUCACAUCUGGGUCCAAUGAUAGUAAUGUGUAUCCUUUUUCUCGUUCAGGCCCCUCAUCACAAAAUGCGCCGAAAAAGCAACGUGUCAAAGUGUCGUAUUUAUCUAGGCCCUUGUCUACAAAUGAAAAGACAAACCUGGAUAAAUUAUUGUUGAAUAUGAUGGCAAUCGAUUGCCAGCCUUUUAGCAUUGUCGAUGAUGAGGGGUUUAAGUCGUUUGUAUACGGAUUAAACCCAAACUAUGAAUUACCCGAUCGGAAAACGCUGUCUACUACCCUUUUGGCACGUGAGUAUGAAGAGCGGUUAGCAACAAUUAAAUCUGUUGUAAGCACGGAAUGCAGCAGUAUGUGCAUAGCAGUAGACAGUUGGACAUCGCGUACAAUGCAGCCAUACAUAGCCAUUACCGGUCAUUUUAUAAAUAAAACUACAUUGGACUUUAAGUCUAUACUUUUACAAUGCAGCCUUCUAGAUGGAACUCAUACGGGAGAAAACAUUGCUCAAGCAAUUAGUUCAGCAAUAUGUGAAUGGAAUUUGACAGAUAAAAUUAAUUUUUUUGUUACCGACAAUGCACCAAACAUGCUAAGUGCAGCAAACAUUUUAGGGUAUUCUCAUUACGGAUGUUUCGCUCAUACGAUAAAUUUGAUAGCUAAAAAUGCCUUGGCACUUCCCGAUGUGGACAGCGCGAUAGUUAAAAUUAAAAAAAUUGUUGCCCAUUUUAAGCGCAGUUCUCAAGCAAAAGAGCAACUGCUGCGAUAUCAAAUUAAUUCGCAAGGUAUAGCUGAAGGAAGUGCACUGACAUUAAUUAUGUCUGUGCCGACAAGGUGGAUUUCGACAUUUCUUAUGUUGCAGCGCUUUGUUCAUCUGCAGGAAUCUAUUAAGGCAACUGUUCCUAAUUUGAAUGUAGAUUUGCCUGUAAUACCACUCCAAGAAUGGAAAUGUUUAGAGCAAAUUUGUGAAGUUCUAAAACCUCUUUAUGAGGCCACUUUAAUUAUGAGUGGAGAUAAUUACUUGACAGCUAGUAAAGCCAUGGUUAUUACACAGGGCCUUUUAAAUAUGCAUGCGCAAAUGGCGUCAAAUAAUACUUUUUAUGAACCCGUCCAAAAAUUAGCGAAGGAUAUUGAUGUAGGCCUAAAACAAAGGUUAUCGAACAUAAAUUAUAAUUUACACAUCACCGUGUGUACAUUCUUAGAUCCAAGAUUUAAACAGUUUGCUUUCGAUAACGAAACAUUAAGAAUAACUAAAACGUACAUAAUUAAAGAGAUUUGUAACAUAAUUGGUGAGGAUCAACCGAGUACCAUUCCAGAAAGUUGUGCGCCAGAACUUUCCCUUUGGAACGUAAUUGACCAAAAAAUAUCAGCCUCACAGCCACCCCGUUCCACACAUACUAAAGUUUCAGAAGAAGUAGACAUGUACCUGAAACAAGUUGUCAUAAACAGCGAAAGUUGCCCUCUUGAGUGGUGGCGUGGUCAUAAAAUUAUUUACCCAUCCUUAUUCUUAAUAUUCGUGAAAUACUUCAAUAUAAUAGUGACAUCAGUGCCCUGUGGACGUGCUUUUUCCAAGGCGGGACAUUUGAUUAACGAUCGACGUACAAGGCUCACAUCGAGUAAAGUGGCAAAACUAAUGUUCCUACACGGCAAUAAAACCUUUUAA
Messenger RNA from Melitaea cinxia (Glanville fritillary), 1725 nucleotides. Its product is annotated as E3 SUMO-protein ligase ZBED1-like. The record is from RefSeq and is a predicted model, not a curated record. NCBI's taxonomy places the organism in Eukaryota, Metazoa, Arthropoda, Insecta, Lepidoptera, Nymphalidae. Gene Ontology annotation, molecular function: protein dimerization activity. The coding region runs from base 1 to 1725 and encodes 574 amino acids. The transcript has a single exon.